AUGAGCAAAAAGAGCAAAGAAUUGGUACUUUUCCAGAUAGCUCCGCCCAUUCCCAUGUGGAGACCGAAUGUCGGAUCGCUGGACGAAUUGGUGGCCAGCAACGAUCUGAAAAACGAGGAAACGGACGAUUCGUGUCUCGGAAAUGCAAGCCUCUUCUCUCCGUUUAAACGAAUGCCAGACACGGAAUUAUCAUCCAUUUUUUCGAGUUCGUCCGCUUCCAGAAAUGACGAUUACAACGGUUUGUCAAAAAUGUUCUUCUUCUGUGGAAGACGGUCGACGAGAUGGAAAUACGCAUCGUCGACCAAAUUCACAGAACGCACGAACCUUAAAUUUUUGAAAAUUUUUUAUUUCUGAGCGAAAACAAGUCGAAACUCUUUUUUUAAUUUCCGAUGAUUUCCAGAAGUCGUCAACGACGAAGAAUACGAAAAGGAGAAUAGGAAACGAGUCUCGUACUACAAAUACAAACGAAUUUCCGAAAAAGAGUUCAUCGAACAAAUGCACCCGUCGAUCGGCGAAAUGGUGGAAAUGGCGGAGCGGUGCGGUGUCAGAUACCGAACGGUUUUCGAGAAUUUCGCGGGAAAACGAAGGAAGUUGGGGGUGAAAUGCGCGGAAGACGACAAUUGCCAGAAGGUGGCUCAGUUUUUGCUCCGAGAAAACGAAGCACUUGGCCACGGGAAAGUGGGAGAGGAAGUGAGGAGAGUGCUUGAAGAUUCCAUCGAGACCCAUCUGCUUUCCCGGAAAAGAUUCAGUUUGGGAUACGUUCAUUUGGUACGGUUUUGUCAAGAUCUUUUAAAAACUCGACGAACUUUAUCGAAAACUCGGUUUUCUGAUUUUUUGUUUAUGUCGGAAUUGCCAUUCAAAGGCAAUAAAUUGAAUUAAAGGAGCGUCGUCCCAAUAACUUGUCGAGGAAUCACACAAAAAAUUGCAGAUAAUGGAAAAGACAAAUUUGCCGCCGUCGUACAUCCGCUGUCAGUACGAUUGUUGCAAAAAGAGGCUGCUGACUCAGAACCGUCCGAACACGAACAUGUUACCCGUCAAAACGGUUCGCCAGUUGGAGGAAGCAUACUUGGCGAAAAAGUACAAGUGCACGAGCAAGGAAUGGAGUAGCGAAGAGCUCGAAUGGCUGGCCGCCCGACUGAAACUGCGCGAGAAACAAGUGUCCGAGUGGAUGGAGAUGCGGAGCGGCGCCGUGCUCGGAUUCCGCCACGACGCCUUCGAAUUCCGGAGGGCCAGGGAGGUCCGGUCGUUCACGAGACUUCCGCUGCACAAGACCGCCGUUAUGAACGAGGAAUUCGACAGGAUCGGCAGUCCAAGCGUCGAAAAACGAAAAGAAUUGGCGGAAAGGCUGCAGUUGACAGAGACUCAGGUCAAGAACUACUUCAGCAAGCGCCGCAUCAAGCUGAACCGCAUUGCAACGAAAUCUAUUGAUUUUUCAUCUUCCGUCUUGUGA
Caenorhabditis sp. 36 PRJEB53466 is the source of this 1450-nucleotide messenger RNA. The record is from the annotation of a GenBank genome assembly. Lineage: Eukaryota; Metazoa; Nematoda; Chromadorea; Rhabditida; Rhabditidae.